AUGAGGAGCUGCCCGAGCAUUUCGUCAGCCUCAGAUUUUAGUGCUGCUAAACGAGUUAUAGUUGGCGAACUGGGGUCUGAUGGUUCUCCUGGUUACUGUUCCCAGGGAAUGGUAGCAGUAGGUUACGCCAGAGCUGGUCUCUGGUCUGGUUUAGAGGAGGCUGUCGAGCAGCUGAGUAGCAGCUGCCCAGCCUGCAGAAGCCCGGACCAGGGAGGAAUUCAGGACUGGCGAAAGGCCGCUCACAGAGGCCUGCCGGUGGCGGCAGCAGCGGCCUGGGCAGGCUCUGGGCUGAGGACGUUUCAUCAGUUGAUUAACGGAGGGCCCAGCCGCCGCGCAACCCGGGUUGCUCCCCUGCCAGAAAAUAAAACAAAAGGGAAACUUCAAAAGCAGAUUUGUCAAGUCGUUCUGGAUCAUUUUGAGAAGCAGUACACAACGGAACUGGGAGAUGCGUGGACCAGCGUCAGAGAUGUACUCACAUACCCGCUGUGCUGGCAGCACGCUGUCCUGCUUAACAAGUUCAGCCAGUCCGCUGAACUGGAGAACAGCUUGCGCGUGAAGGGGUAUCAUCCUGCCUUUCAAGGACCUCUGCCCUAUCGUCCGGCAUCGCUGAAGUGUUACAUCAGGAGAACUCCUGGGAGAUUCCCUGCACAAAAGCACCACGCUGGUAAACUGAAAGAGUAUUAUCUGCUAAAUGCUGCUUCGCUGUUGCCAGUGCUGGCAUUAGAAGUGAAAGAUGGGGAAGACGUUUUGGAUCUCUGUGCUGCACCAGGGGGUAAAUCAGUAGCUAUACUGCAGUGUGCCUAUCCAGGUCAGUUUCACUGUAAUGAAUAUGAUGAUUUGAGGUCAAGAUGGUUGAAACAGACAAUAGAAUCCUUCAUCCCGGAUCCUUUGAUUAACUUAAUAAUGGUCUCGAAACUGGAUGGUAGACAGAUUGGAGAUCUUAAGCCUGAAUUAUAUGACAAGGUACUGGUUGAUGCUCCUUGUUCAAAUGACAGAAGUUGGCUGUUCUCUUCUGAUAUUCAGCAAGCUACGCUUAGGCUAAUGCAAAGGAAGGAGUUAUCGUCUGUACAAUUCCAGCUGCUAAGGUCUGCUAUUAAAGCAUUGCGUCCUGGUGGAUCGUUGGUCUACUCUACGUGCACUCUCUCAAAGGCAGAAAACAGCGAUGUAAUAAAUCUCAUUCUAAACUCCUGCAGUAAUGUUAUACCUGUAGACAUAAGUGAAAUGGCCAAAGCUGUUUCUCAGGAAUUCACUUUUCUCAGUGGUACGCAACAGCAUGAACUUCUGGUUCUCCCAGAGAAAGGGAGAGCAUGGGGUCCAAUGUACGUAGCUAAAUUAAAGAAAAUGUAGUCUGUCUGAUGGCUGGUAGUUUUUUAUAAGGGAUAUGUGAUAAAUUAAUAUUUAUUUCUAAUAUAGUAUGUGUAUAUGAACAUGUCCAAG
Messenger RNA from Nipponia nippon (crested ibis), 1437 nucleotides. NCBI's taxonomy places the organism in Eukaryota, Metazoa, Chordata, Aves, Pelecaniformes, Threskiornithidae. The record is from RefSeq and is a predicted model, not a curated record.